GCGAUGAAUUCCGCGGAGCAGACCGUUACGUGGCUCAUCACCCUGGGCGUGCUGGAGUCGCCCAAGAAAACCAUCUCGGACCCCGAGGGCUUUCUGCAGGCGUCGCUCAAGGAUGGGGUGGUCCUCUGCCGGCUGCUGGAACGCCUGCUGCCCGGCACCAUUGAGAAAGUCUACCCGGAGCCUCGGAGCGAGAGCGAGUGCCUGAGCAACAUCCGCGAGUUCCUGCGCGGCUGCGGGGCCUCCCUGCGCCUGGAGACGUUUGACGCGAAUGAUCUGUACCAGGGGCAGAACUUUAGCAAGGUCCUCAGCUCCUUGGUGACUCUGAAUAAAGUAACAGCAGACAUCGGGCUCGGGAGUGAUUCUGUGUGCACACGGCCCUCAUCUCACAGGAUCAAGUCCUUCGACUCCCUCGGAUCGCAGUCUUCACACAGUCGGACUUCGAAAUUGUUCCAGGGCCAGUGUCGGAGUUUGGACAUGACUGAUAAUAGCGGCAAUCAGCUGGUUGUACGGGCAAAGUUUAAUUUCCAGCAAACCAACGAAGAUGAACUGUCCUUUACGAAGGGAGAUGUCAUCCAUGUCACGCGUGUGGAGGAAGGCGGCUGGUGGGAGGGCACGCUCAACGGCAGGACAGGCUGGUUCCCCAGCAACUACGUGCGCGAGGUCAAGCCCAGUGAAAAGCCAGUGUCUCCCAAAUCAGGAACGCUGAAGAGCCCUCCCACAGGAUUUGAUGCAACUGCCAUUAACAAAAGCUACUACAACGCGGUGCUACAGAAUAUUUUAGAAACAGAAAAUGAAUAUUCUAAAGAACUUCAGACCAUGCUGUCCACCUAUCUCCGGCCGUUACAGACCAGUGAGAAGUUAAGUCCAGCCAACACUUCAUCUUUAAUGGGCAAUCUAGAGGAAAUCUGUUCUUUCCAGCAGAUGCUUGUACAGUCUUUAGAGGAAUGCACCAAGGUGCCUGAGGCUCAGCAGCGGGUCGGAGGCUGCUUCCUCACGCUGAUGCCCCAGAUGAAGCACCUGUAUGUCACCUACUGUGCCAACCACCCCUCGGCAGUGAGCGUCCUCACGGAACACAGUGAGGACCUGGGGGAGUUCAUGGAGAUGAAAGGUGCCAACAGCCCGGGCAUCCUCGUAUUGACCACAGGCCUCAGCAAGCCCUUCAUGCGUCUCGACAAGUACCCCACGCUGCUCAAGGAGUUGGAAAGACACAUGGAGGACUACCAUCCCGACAGACAAGAUAUCCAGAAGUCUAUGACUGCCUUCCGGAACCUGUCUGCCCAAUGUCAGGAAGUGCGUAAAAGGAAAGAGCUGGAGUCGCAGAUCUUGACGGAGGCCGUCCGGAACUGGGAGGGGGACGACAUCAGGACGCUGGGCAGCGUGCUCUACCUGUCCCAGGUCACCAUGCAGUGUGCAGGCAGUGAGGAGAAGAGUGAGCGGUACCUGCUGCUCUUCCCUAACACCUUGCUGAUGCUGUCGGCCAGCCCCAGGAUGAGCGGUUUCAUCUACCAGGGAAAGCUGCCCACCACGGGAAUGACCGUCACAAAACUGGAGGACAGUGAGAGCCACAGGAACGCAUUUGAGAUAUCAGGUAGCAUGAUCGAGCGGAUCCUCGUGUCGUGUGGCAGCCAGCAGGACCUGCACGAGUGGGUGGAGCACCUGCACCGGCUGACCAAGACGGCGCCUGUCGGCAACCCCUCCAUCAAACCCCACUCGGUGCCGUCCCACACCCUCCCUUCCCACCCGAUGACUCCAUCCGGCAAGCACGCAGACAGCAAGCCGGUGCCGCUGGCACCUGCCUACCACACGCUGCCCCACCCCUCCCACCAUGGCACCCCACACACCACCAUUAACUGGGGACCCCUGGAGCCUCCAAAAACGCCCAAGCCAUGGAGCCUGAGCUGCCUGCGGCCUGCCCCGCCCCUCCGGCCCUCGGCGGCCCUCUGCUACAAGGAGGACCUUAGCAAGAGCCCCAAGACCAUGAAGAAACUCCUGCCGAAGCGCAAGCCGGAGCGGAAGCCUUCAGACGAAGAGUUUGCCUUGCGGAAAAGCACCGCCGCCCUAGAGGAGGAUGCCCAGAUCCUCAAAGUCAUUGAAGCUUACUGUACAAGCGCCAAGACGCGGCAGACGCUGAAUUCCACAUGGCAAGGCACUGACCUGAUGCAUAAUCACGUCUUGGCUGAUGAUGACCAGCCCAGUCUAGACUCGUUGGGCCGUCGCAGCAGCCUUUCUCGUUUGGAGCCCUCAGACCUCUCGGAAGACCCUGAGUAUGACAGUAUAUGGACAGCCCAUAGUUACAGGAUGGGUCCAGCAUCUCGUUCCCGCAAGGAGUCCGCCCCACAGGUCUUGCUGCCGGAGGAAGAGAAGAUUAUAGUCGAGGAGACUAAGAGCAACGGCCAGACAGUGAUGGAAGAGAAGAGCCUUGUUGACACGGUGUACGCAUUGAAGGACGAGGUGCAGGAGCUGCGGCAGGACAACAAGAAGAUGAAGAAGUCCUUGGAGGAGGAGCAGCGUGCCCGCAAGGAGCUGGAGAGGCUGGUGCGCAAGGUGCUCAAGACGCUCAACGACCCAGCCUGGGACGAGACCAACCUGUGAGGCUGCUCAGUGCGGCUGCGGGGCUGGGGCGGUCCAGGUCAGCCGGCGGGCCCCGGCCCUGCACCGCACCACCCACUCCUGACCUGACUCACGGCGGCUUUGGACUCUGCGUCCUGGAAUGUGAUGGACACACACUUCCUGCACAUGCUCUUGGCCGUGCCAUCGCCCACAUGGUCUGACAACCUCAGAGCCUCUCUGGAGUGCGCCUGCACCCCUGGGAGACAGCCCUGCACCCGCACACCGUCCCUCAGCCGGUGCAUGGGCACCUGUAAAUAGGACGUGUUAUUUAUUGUAGCCCUUGGUGCAGGGGCUUUCCAGGGCCCUGGCUGGGCCGCCUGGCUCAGCAGAAGCAAAGCAAUACACAUCGUGGGCACUCCAUCUCUCCGGGACCUGGGCGGCCAGGAAGUGUGUGCCACCCUCCCUGGCCCAGGCUGGCCUCCUGCUUCUGGCAGUGAGUGCUGGCUGCCCAGGGGCUUGGCUGCAGUCAGGGCAUCUUGUGUCCCAGGGCCAGACUGUCCACACCUGCUCCCACCUGUUUCUGGUUUCUUGCCUUGAACCCAGAGGCCGGAGAGCGUGUGUGUGCAGCCCUGGUCCCUCUCCCACUCCAUUAGGCCUCUGGUGGCCCCUAGCUGGGCAGGCCCAGACCCUCCAGCCCUCUGUGCUGGCCGACACCAGCCUGGCCUGUCCUUUUGUACUCAGAGAGGCCAGCUGAGGCAACGGUGGUGUGCUGGAGAGCUCCAGCGCUACCAUGUCAACUCAGGAACAGCUCCCUGCCACCAGAGCCUCAGCGCCUGCAGGACAGGCCCCCCAGAGCCUGUCCUAACUGCGAGUGGGGUGUUGCAUGGGGGCCCCUCCCUGGGCUCUCCCCACCCCCACCAAGCCUGCCCUAACUGAGCAGUGGGGACCCCUAUCCUGUCCGUGGCUGUCGUUCUAAAGGCGGGAGCUGGCGUGGGUGUGGAGGGUGUGCUGGGCCGCCUUCCACCCUGUCUUCCACCAUCCCCCUGGGGCGUGCUGGCGUGACAAGUCCUUCCUCUGGCAUCCAAGGCUCCUUGUCAUGCUGGGUGACGUCUGUGUACGGCCUUGCCUCACUCUGGUUAUGCCCAUCAUCUUUGUGUGUGGAUGCCCAGGGGACCUGCAGGCAGCGGCAUGGACAGACAGCGUGCCGCCGUCAGACUAUGGGGUUCCCGCUGCACUGUCUCUAUUAAACUUGGUAUUUUUCUUACGU
Molecule: messenger RNA, 3817 nt
Organism: Ochotona curzoniae (black-lipped pika)
Lineage: Eukaryota; Metazoa; Chordata; Mammalia; Lagomorpha; Ochotonidae
Gene: ARHGEF7
Product: Rho guanine nucleotide exchange factor 7
Exons: 22
Coding region: 4-2592 (862 amino acids)
Biological process (GO): intracellular signal transduction
Molecular function (GO): protein binding; guanyl-nucleotide exchange factor activity
Source: RefSeq, a predicted model, not a curated record